CAAACUUUUAUCCGCAAGUGCAUAAGUACACAACAAAAAACACAGAGACGCGGACGUUAGGUCCAAAUAAAACUUAAGUAACACGUUCAUUUUGAAUUACUAUCAAUGAAGAGAACUCGUAACGAUGCUGUUAAAGCGGCUGUUUCUUCCUACUUAGAACGACGAAAUUAUCCUGACAUUGAAAUAUUUAGUAAUAGCAAUUCCACAAGUCGCAGUGCUGAAGAAAUGGCAGUGGCUACUAUUGUUCAAUGUGAAUCAAGUCGAGCCAACUCCAUCCUCUUUUCAUGCAUCAACAAUGAUUCCGCUCAAUAUGAUGUACAAUAUACCAAACUGUUUAAUUAUAUAAAAGAAAUAAAGAUAGAGACAGUAAAAAAUGAAUUGCUUAAUUUACUAGCCCCAUUACUUUGUCAUCUUUAUUUGGAAAUGCUUCGUGGAGGGCAUGGUGGAGCUGCACAAAUGUUUCUCAAGAGACACAUAGCAACAUUACCACAAAAAGAUCUAUCAUAUCAUCAACCUAUUGAUGGGAACUUGCCGUCAGCACUAUACAGACCAAAUAGCUUAGAGCAACUGUUUAACUCUUUACAAAAUGGUACAAUUGACAAUGAGACCCCAGAAAAGGACUACAUGAAUCAACUGCUAGAUGACAUUGGCACAAUAUAUACUUUACAGGAAAUAGAAUCAAGACCUACUAUAGCAGCUUUCAGGUCUUGUAAAUAUGAUAUAUAUCUGUCACAAGAUUCUCUAAACAUGUUGAAGUCAUACUUAGCAAAACAUGGUCAUGUGUUGUUAAUACAAGUUUUGCAAACCUGGUUCCACAUUGAUAUGAACAAUGAUUCAAAUAAAAAGAAUUCUGAAGAUGAUGAGUCUCAAAAUGAAGGUGUCAACUCACAUGUAGUGAAUAAUGAUGAAAAACCAAUGGAUAAAAAUGACAUAUUUUCAAAGUGCAACGGCCAUGCAGAAUGUCAGAAUGUGGAUCAAGAACUUAGAGAACUGCAGGAUGCUAUAAAAGGUGUUCGGGAGUCUAUGGCACCGCUUAAGUUGUAUAAAAUAGCUGCACCUGAUACUCACUUAGUGUGCGCUAAGACGGAUACUAGUUGCAACCUGCUGUGUGGUGGGUUCAGCAACUCGGAGAUUAGGUUGUGGGAGCUCGGUCAAAACAAUGCAAAGCGCAGGAUCAAUCGCAACAUAUCAGAGAUAGAGCUCGCAUGCCAUGUGCCACCUGAACCCGAAGCGCCCGAUGAUAGCACUUUCCAGAUAGGCACUGGGUUGCCACUUCGCGGACACUCUGGUCCAGUGCAAGCGGUCAGCAUUUUAGGAAGAGAACAACUUGUUUUGUCCGCAUCACAUGACAAUACUAUGAGAGCCUGGAGACUUUCGGACUACUCGUGCGCUUCUAUUUAUAGAGGUCACAAUUAUCCUAUCUGGUGUAUGGAUGUAUCUAAAAACGGUCUAUUUAUUGUGACCGGCUCAAAUGAUAAGACAGCAAAAUUAUGGUCCCUAGAUAGAACGUUCCCGGUUCGCGUAUUCGUUGGACACAUGUCAGAUGUCACGUGCGUGAAGUUCCACCCGAACGAGGCGUACAUGGCGAGCGGCGGCGCGGACCGCAGCGUGCGGCUGUGGGCGGUGUGCGACGCGCGGCUCGUGCGCGUGCUGUGCGGACACCGCGCCGCCGUGCGCGCGCUCGCCUUCGCACCCGCCGGCACACAUCUUGCCAGCGCAGGUGACGAUAAAAAGAUUAAAGUGUGGGAUCUAGCUGCUUGUACAUGUGUACACGAACAUAGGGGGCACCAUGGUAAAAUAACAGCAUUGGACUGGUCGGCGGUGGGCAAAGCAAGUCUCACCAAUAGGAUUGUGUUAGAACACAACAAUACUUCUGAUGAUAAUUCUCUCUUAUGCUCAGCCGGUAUGGAUGGAGUUGUAAAGAUUGCAUGGGACAGCUAUUCUAAAAACAAGCAAGUUUCUAGUCCAGAAAUGCUGACAACUACCUACAGUACAAAGUGCUCCUAUUUAGUUGAUGUACAAGUUCACCCAGAAUGGCUUGUUGCUAUCGGAACCAAUAGAUAAUCAUAAUAAUGUCAUGUACAUAA
Messenger RNA from Papilio machaon (common yellow swallowtail), 2087 nucleotides. RefSeq names its product TAF5-like RNA polymerase II p300/CBP-associated factor-associated factor 65 kDa subunit 5L (gene wda). The transcript has 13 exons. Bases 106 to 2064 code for a protein of 652 amino acids. The record is from RefSeq and is a predicted model, not a curated record. Gene Ontology annotation, molecular function: RNA polymerase II general transcription initiation factor activity; protein binding. NCBI's taxonomy places the organism in Eukaryota, Metazoa, Arthropoda, Insecta, Lepidoptera, Papilionidae.